This is a messenger RNA of Phragmites australis (common reed), 1472 nucleotides long. RefSeq names its product protein NDL1-like. Lineage: Eukaryota; Viridiplantae; Streptophyta; Magnoliopsida; Poales; Poaceae. The transcript has 11 exons. The record is from RefSeq and is a predicted model, not a curated record. Bases 104 to 1153 code for a protein of 349 amino acids.
AACUCUGCGAAGCGACCAACCGAGCAGGCCGCGUCGCCGUAUAUAUACGCGCCCGUGCGCGGGGGGAGGCGGAGGCGGGCCUGGGAGGUUGGGGGAAGGGGCAAUGGGGGAGUCGAGCGGGUCGGGGUCGGUGUCGGUGGACGUCGAGCAGAUCUCCUUCGGCGGCAAGGACCAUCUUGUGAGAACGAGAUGCGGUUCUGUAACCGUUGCUGUGUAUGGGGACGAGGACAAGCCCGCACUCGUUACGUACCCGGAUGUAGCGUUGAAUUACAUGUCCUGUUUCCAAGGAUUGUUCUUUUGCCCGGAAGCGGCGUCCUUGCUGCUCCACAAUUUCUGCAUCUACCACAUCAAUCCUCAGGGGCACGAGUUGGGAGCAGCUCUGGUCCCGUCUGAAGUGCCGGUGCCAUCUGUUGAUGAUCUUGCCGACCAGGUCGCAGACGUGCUUGAUUUCUUCGGUUUAGGAUCUGUGAUGUGCCUGGGUGUUACAGCUGGUGCCUAUGUUCUCACUCUCUUUGCGACCAAAUACCGGGAGAGGGUAAUAGGUCUGAUGUUGGUUUCCCCUCUAUGCAAAGCCCCAUCGUGGAGUGAAUGGUUGUAUAAUAAGGUAUUGUUAAAUUUGAUUUAUUAUUAUGGGACUCGAGGCUUAGUCAAGGAAUGCUUGCUUCAGCGGUACUUCAGCAAGAAAGUGCGUGGGGAUGCUCAAUAUCCUGAAUCAGACAUCGUGCAAGCCUGUAGAAGUUUACUUGAUGAGAGGCAGGGUGAAAAUAUUUGUCGGUUUCUUCACUCAAUAAAUGAGAGGCAUGACCUAACAGACUCAUUGAGGAAGCUGCAAUGCCGCACACUAAUUUUUGUGGGAGAGGACUCAGAAUUCCAUGAGGAUGCCAUCCAUAUGACCACAAAGCUGAACAGAAGAUACUGUGCACUAGUUGAGGUGCAGGAUUGUGGCUCCCUUGUAACCGAGGAGCAGCCGCACGCGAUGCUGAUGCCAAUGGAGUACUUCCUCAUGGGAUAUGGACUUUACAGACCGUAUCAGCUGAGCAGCAGCCCUCGAAGUCCACUAAGCUCGUGUUGUAUAUCUCCUGAGCUGCUAUCUCCUGAGAGUAUGGGUGUGAAGCUGAAGCCAAUAAAGACUCGUGUCCCUAUCGAUUUAUAGCUCAGGGAAACAAGCCUCAGGAGUCGGAAUGAAAACGAGCUACCUAUCUUACAUCUCAGAAAACUGAAGGAAGCCACAAGCUGGUUGCUCUAGGCACACGAGUAGUGGUCACACCUCGCUUAUAUACCUUGGCAAAUGGCCAUUUUUGUUCUGGAUAACCUGUAUAAUCUACAUCACAGAGACAGAACAAAUGGGAGCCCUGUAAAGGAGAUAACCAGGAUGUUUCUUUGUUCAAUUUGUUUAUGUAGUCAGCAGCCAGAAAAAAUGUACAUCUCAAAAUAGUUUGACAGAAACAAUAAGAAUCAAUCACUGUUCUUCA